Molecule: messenger RNA, 596 nt
Organism: Meleagris gallopavo (turkey)
Lineage: Eukaryota; Metazoa; Chordata; Aves; Galliformes; Phasianidae
Gene: TSG101
Product: tumor susceptibility 101
Biological process (GO): protein transport; endosome to lysosome transport; protein modification process
Cellular component (GO): ESCRT I complex
Molecular function (GO): ubiquitin binding
Source: RefSeq, a predicted model, not a curated record
AGCCGCCGCCAUGGCGUUCUCCGAGAGCCAGCUGAAGAAAAUGCUCGCCAAGUAUAAGUACAGAGACCUAACUAUACAGGAGACAAACAGCGUCAUUUCUCAGUACAAGGACCUCAAACCUGUUAUGGAUUCAUAUGUUUUUAAUGAUGGUUCAUCUAGAGAGUUGAUGAGCCUCAGUGGAACCAUUCCUGUGCCUUACAGAGGUAACAUAUACAAUAUCCCCAUCUGCUUGUGGCUGCUGGACACCUACCCUUUCAAUCCCCCAAUCUGUUUUGUUAAACCCACUAGCUCAAUGACAAUAAAAACUGGGAAGCAUGUUGAUGCUAAUGGAAAGAUAUACCUUCCUUACCUGCACGAGUGGAAAUACCCCCAGUCAGACCUGCUGGAACUGAUUCAAGUUAUGAUUGUGGUGUUUGCUGAGGAACCUCCAGUCUUUUCUCGGCCCACUGUUUCAGCCAGCUACCCACCGUACCAGGCAACCGGCCCACCAACCACUUCCUACGUGCCUGGCAUGCCAGGAAUAUCUCCCUAUCCACCAGGAAGCACUACAAACCCAAGGUAAGAGCCACUCUAGCACUUAUCAUCAUCCAUGGCAU